GCGGAGGAGCAGCACACCCCGCCAGUCACAGGCAUGUACCGGGGGGACAUGGCGAGGAGCGCAGCCUGGGACAGGACGUGAGGCUCCCCAAUUACCCAAUAUGGCCAAUGUCAAGGUAGCGCUGCGGGUGAGACCGCUCAGCAAGAGGGAGCAUGCCGAAGAAGCAAGAGUCAUAGUAAAUGUUGAUGAGAAAAUAGCACGGAUCAGAAAUAUAAAGUUGGAUUAUAAACCAGAAAGCGGUGGGGACACCAGAGAGCGGCUGAGUGAGUUUGGUUUUGACUACUGCUAUUGGUCAGUUGAUCCAGAAGAUCCAAAAUAUGCUUCUCAAGAAGUGAUUUUCCAAGACCUUGGCACCACAGUUCUGUCAGAAGCUAUUAGCGGCUAUAAUGUGUGUCUAUUUGCCUAUGGACAGACCGGCUCAGGGAAGACGUACACAAUGAUGGGUACUCCAGCAUCAAUUGGAUUAACACCCCGCAUUUGUGAGGGUCUGUUCAGUUAUAAUGAUGGCUCUCCAGGCACUCCAUCCUCAAGCCGGAUUGAAGUGAGUUUUCUAGAGAUUUAUAAUGAGCGAGUCCGGGAUUUGCUACACCAGUCUGAUCAGAAGAAACCCUAUACACUGCGGGUCCGGGAGCACCCGGAGAAGGGGCCAUAUGUGCAAGGAUUAUCACAGCAUGUAGUUACUGAUUAUGAACAAGUUGUUGGUCUCCUAGAGCAAGGGAUAGAAAACCGAAUAACAGCAGCUACCCACGUCCAUGAUGCCAGUAGCCGUUCUCAUGCCAUCUUUACUAUCCAGUAUACACAGGCUUCGUUAGAAGAUAAUCUACCAUCAGAAAUUGCCAGCAAAAUCAACCUGGUAGACUUGGCGGGCAGUGAAAGAGCUUCUCCAAAUUACUGCAAAGACCGUCUCACCGAAGGCUCAAACAUAAACAGGUCCUUGGUGACUCUUGGGAUAGUCAUCUCUGCAUUAGCUCAGAAUUCCCAAAUGAGUAGUAGCUGUCAAAGCAUCAACAGCAUCCUCAGUGAUGGAGACAGCGGGAUACCAAGCAGCCCCUCAGGAAGCAGUGCAACUGGAUCAAAGCGGCAGCCAUUUGUGCCUUACAGAGAUUCCAUUCUGACUUGGCUUUUAAAGGACAGUCUUGGGGGAAACUCAAAAACGAUAAUGAUUGCCACUGUGUCUCCAGCAAGUAGCAGCUACAAUGAAACUAUAAGCACCUUGCGCUAUGCGUCAAAUGCCAAAAACAUCAUCAAUAAACCCAGAGUGAAUGAGGAUGCUAAUGUAAAACUGAUCAGAGAGCUCAGGGAAGAAAUUAAUAGAUUAAAGGCCAUGCUGAGGAAUUUUGAAAUGAGAACCAUUAGUCCAUCUUUUAAUGAGGAACGAGAUGGAAACCUAACAGAACUGGUUUUGCUAAAUGAACUAAAGAUUGAGCAGCUCACCAAAGAUUGGACAGAUAAGUGGACGGAUAAAGCUGCUUUUAUGGAGCAGUACAACGUGGAUAUCAACGAGGGGAAAGCCAGGGUGACCAUAGACUCUGGGUUACCUCACCUCAUUGCAAUGGAUGAUGACAUUCUCAGCACUGGAGUCGUGAUUUAUUAUCUCAAGGAAGGAACAACACACAUUGGGAAUGGUGAUCAUGAUAUAGUUCUACAGUGUGAGGACGUUCAGGAGGAGCACUGUGUAAUCGAGAACAAGCUUGGGGUAGUAGAACUGAGGCCGUCCCUUGGAGCACUCUGCAGAGUCAAUGGGCAGGAAGUCAAAGACGUCUGUCGUUUGUCUCAAGGAGCCAUCAUAGUUUUAGGAAAAUCUCAUAGAUUUCGAUUUAACCACCCCGCAGAGGCUGCUGUGCUGAGGCAAAAGAGAUCUGACAGUCAGGCAUCGUUUGUAAGUGAUUGCUCUCUGGAUUGGCUGGACCUGUCCGGAGAUUUCUCCUCAUCCUCAAAAGGGAACUCUCUCAUCUUAAACACAAGAAAUUCAGAGCCUCCAUCUGAGGAGUACCAGCAAGGAUUGAGAGGAUUAGGAGCCACUUACAGGAAACAGAUAGAAGAACAGCAGCAGUACGUGGAAGACUUGAAAAGCCAGAUUCAGACUGCACAGGUGAAGGGAGAGAAGGAGCUGGAACACGAGCAGUCGCUAAUCAAUCAGCAGGUCCAAGAAUAUGAACAGUGGCUUGUAAAAGAAAAGGAGCGUCUAAGUGCUUUGUGUCAACAGAAACGAGAAUCCUCAUCUCAGACUGAAGCAAAGACUUAUGUGGAGGUUGAAGUUCAGAACUGUGUACAGACAGACAUCCAGCCAUCACUGGAAGAGCAAGAGGGGAAGAAACUGGUGCAGCUGGAGCUCAUCCGAAAAUGCUCACUACGUAGGGCAGAGCGAAACAUCCGGAGAAAGAGGGUUAAACUUCAGUUAGAGAGAAUUGUCAAGAAACAAAAACUUUUAGAGGCCAAAAAAACUCUCCAGCAGCUGCGGGCAGCCUGCUGGCUUAGUGAUGACAUAGUGAAGCCAACUCUUCUCCAUGUGCCAAAGGUACAAGAGACUUCUGCUGGCGUUACAGCUCUGCAUAGGAGUAGUAGUUCUCCUUCCGGGUUCUCAUUCUACCGAAGAUGCUCAUUGCCUUGGACUUUACAGGCACUUCCCAAUACCUAUAGUGCUGUUCUAAAAAGGAAAUGUAAAUCUGAGCUGACCCACACUACCAAGAAUGAUGUUAGCAAUCCUUUACGAAGUGUAUCCAUAGAUUGUCUUCUUAACUCUUCUGAUAAUCCUGGUAGCAAUGAACAAUUGGAGAAUAAUCCUUUCAGUAUAAGUACCAAAAAUCUGCAAUUUGUUGAGGAAAAACGGAUUGAUUUGCUCAUAAAACAAAUCAGUGCAGGGGCAGCUCUUUUGUCAAGUGAUUCACAAAUGAGCAAAAAACGUCAAAAAAUGGAUAAACCUAGAGGUGGGUCAAAAGGGUCUCCCAAUAACUUCACAGCUGAACAACCAAAGAGAAGAAACAUACGGGCAAAUGUUUCUACAGGAACUAAGGACACCAAGCCGAAGCCAUUAAAAAGUCCUUCUCCUUUGACUGUUGGUGGCCCUAAAAAGAGUACAGUACAAGAAAAGAGCAAGUUAAGCCCAAAAAGUGAUGUAGGCAAACCACCACCCCAAAAAUCUGUAAAGCACACACAAAUAUCACCUGGCCAAGUGAAGCCACCUUUGGGAGAGUCAACGGUAAAAGGCAAACCAGUCAAAUACACCAUGGCUUCUAUUAAAUCGAAUACUCAAAGGAAGCCUGCUAAGCAAGUUAAUAUGGUUUCAUCAUCUAUUGAUAACAUUUCCAAGAUAGCCAACAGACGUGGAGAAAACCAAACAAGUAACAGAGGCAGGAUAAGCACAGAAAGACCCAAUAGAGUACUCCUAAAAGCGAAUAUUCAAACACUGGAAGACUGGAAGGACAACCAUACUGAUUCCUCGGAUAGUGAAAGUUUCUAUUCUGUUGAUUCUCUUUCUUCUGCUUAUGCCAGUGCCUUAGCUGAACAGCUGAAACAGGAGGAUAUACAGAGGCAAAGAAAUAACAAUAGGCAGAAGGAUUCAGACAGUGAAGAUAGCCAGAUUUCUCAAGACUCUCUUGCUGAAAAAGAGAAGAGAAAAGAGAGACCCAAUAAAAGAAGAUUUAACAAAUACAAGACUAUUGGGGCAACAUCCCCCACCACAUCUUUUGCUGGAGAACAAAAUUCUUUCCCUUUAGUUACAACUGGAUCAGUCAUGACUGGAUUGAGCAAGAGCUUCUCUCUAGAUAGCUUAGCUGAUGCAGAAGAUGUACUUGAGGCGGAUUCAUCGGAAGAACUUCCAGCUGAGAUCUUUUGGAAGCUUCAAAGCCCUAGGAGUUUGAUCUUGAAUGAAGAAGACAAAAAAAAGGAAAACAUUGCAGGACCAAGAGAAGAUAGUGGCUUGGACAUUAGUAAUUCAUUUUAUCUCAAGGUGAAUGAUGGACCUACCCCUGAUUACUGUGAUGUCAGUUUACCCAGAGAAAUGGAGUACCACCUUGCUAUCCUUUCGAAUAUAUGCGAUGGGACAUCUCAGACAAUCUCUCUUUCUUGUGAUAGCAUUUCUAGUUCAUCUGGAUUAUCAACUCAAACAGAUACUGUGAAGCCAAAUGAGAAUACUGUACAUGGGGAUGCUUUGUCUCCUGCCUUUGUUCCAAAAUUAGAGUGUCAUGUUAGAGAGGAUGAGAAAAACCAUUUGUGUAGUAAUGAUAAAGUUUCUGACAUUAAAUCUGACCAAUUUCUAAGUCAUCUUGAAGCUCCCCAUAGAAAAUCUGCGCAACAUUCAAGUGUCUGCUCUGUCUCUCAUACAGAAACACAAGACAGACCACCAAAUACAUAUGCAGUUAAAGGAAGAAAAAUGGUGCAAGAAGAAAAUGGCCAGGUGUGUCGUCCACCAGACUGUAAUGAUUUAGACAGGAGAUACUCCACUGACUUAGACUCUCUUUACUCUGGCCAAAAUAAUUCACAGAGUAUUCCAGAGUCGUCAUCUGAUCUAACAGAAUGCAAAAGAAGAAAACCAUGUUCAGAAAGUGAAGACAACAUUGCAAGCUCUUUAGAAACUGCAGUAACCUGCUCUAAAAAUGUAACUUUCAGGAAAGAAAUUCAGGGAGAAGAUGAGCAACUGAAUGCAAAAAGGGAAAAACUCUGCUCUAAGGAACUUAAUGAAAUCUCCCUUGUGGAUCCAACAGAGAUGUGCGACGGUAAAGAGCUACUAAAUUUGCCUCUAACACAAGAACAUUUACAUCUUAAUUCAACUACAAAAGGAGUCGGUCAUUGUACAAAUUAUGCAAUGCCAAUAUGUUUGCACGCUCAACUUGAGAACCUGCAUAAUCCACAACAGAAUAUUUCUCCCAUUUGUCAAGAAACUGUCAUUUUUGGAACUCUGUGUUCUGAAUCAAUACAAAAAAACUUGAGUAUGAGUCAUUUUAAAGAAGACGAUCAUAUAACUUAUUGUGAUUCUGAUGCCAUCAAGUUGUCAUCACAAAUUCAAAGGUCGACAGUCGAGGAGGACAUUAAUGCAAAUGCAGAUAUCAAAACUGAGAAGGAAACAAAUCCUGUUCAAGAAAAAAAACUUAUCAGUAAAGAGGUUAAUGAACAGUGCUUAGUCCAAAAGCAAUCUGUACCUGACCCUUGUUAUGAAGAAAUGUAUGUAAAACCCAAUCAGAUAGCAAAUUCACUUUGCCACAAAGGGGAAAAAACUACUGUGGUAGAGCCCACUGCCAUAGACCCCUCUCCAGUCACAGAGCUCGCAAAUCAUCUGGUCAGAGAUGGUUGCAUCAAAGUUGCAACAGAACCUAAUAGCCUUUUCUCAAAUGAAAGUAAAGACCUGUGUUGUACAAUACAAGAUAAUAGCAUUUUAGACAAAAAUUGUCACAUGGCUGACAUUACUGAAAACUCUUCAAGCAUGAAAUAUGGAGCUGUCAGACCUUCUCCAAACCAAGACACAGUGAUUCAUUGCAUUCAGUCUAAAUCUAGAGAUCCUGAUCAAUUUGAUAGCACUGCACAUAUAACAGAUGACAAAGCAUGUUCACCCCCAAAUGAAAGGACUUUAUCAGAAACCAAUACGUUGGAGAGUGAUCGUGAGUCGCUAUGUGGGUUAGCAAAGACAUGUUUCAUUUGUCAACCUGAAGGGUCUCCUAAAAGUCAGUAUACAAUGGGAACAAGGCAUCUGCUCUGCUCUGAGUGUAUUCGUGAUAAAAGCCAAAGUAAUGAUGUGUUUUUUUCCAAAGCUCACUCUAAGGAAAUGCAACUUUCACAUGAAACAUAUCAGAGUAAAAGUGCAGACGAUAUAAUAGCCACACACAACCAUUUGGUUCCUGCUUGUGAAGCAUCCAAACAGGUCUAUGUCUCCCCAGCUAUUGAUACUACAUCCUCCAACAGGGAUUUGUCAAGGCAUUACCAUACACAAUAUCAAAUUCUGAAGGAAGAGAGUGCAGAAGUAUCAUGUGAAACCUAUCCAUCUGUCGUAAAUGAAACUAUUCCUGUAGAACAUGCAAAAUUAAAAAAGUUUACGGAUGUUAAUAGUAAUAUAAAGUAUAGAAUUGACUUCAGCAGCAACACUGAGGGUGAUCACUGGAAACAUUGCAGUGGGCCUGAAAACAGUACAGAACUAGGAUAUGUCGCAGAGGAUUCAUCCGCCGAUUUCCAGCAAGAAAGAGAUGCUUCUGCCAAUCGCAAUUUGUUAGAAGAUAUGAGUGCCACAUGUCUACCUCUUCUGUAUUAUGAGGCAAAAAUGCAGAAUGAACCUUUUUGUAAAGUAAAAUAUCAAACUGAAAGUCUUGAUCAAGGUAUGUUUUCUGGCAAUAUGGACUGUUUAAAAGAAGUGUUUGCUUCUAAACAAAGUGUCUUGAGCAGUAGCUUUCCAAGCACGAGUACAGUAAAAAAUGCUACAAAUGCAGAUGAUAUUAUGGAGGCUGAUGGAGGCUAUAACCCCCAAAAUGGAGACCUACAACUUAGUAGCACAUUAAAGACCAGAGGUUGUAGUAGUGUCAUGAGGAGUGUGGAUGCAAAUUGUAGGUUUGUAAUGCCAAAACAAUAUGGUGGGUCUGAAGACAGCACAGAGACCAUCGCUACAUCUUCUAACAGUAACAUUAAUAUGCAUAGCAACUUGCAAAAUAAACCUGAGAGCACUGGUGGACUUUCUAGUGAUACAUGUAGUGAUGACAAAACACAAGAAGAAUACAAUUUAUUGACACAAACAAACAAGUAUGAAAAUAUACUUAAAACCAGUGAAGAAGAAUGCAGUAAGAAAGGGUCAAGAGAUGUUUGCUUAGAUCAGUACGAGUCGGCUCUCUGUACAACUGAAGAGGAAAACACCAAUUUAGAGUCCAAAGAUGGAGAUAACUUAUCAAAUGCUAGAUCAUUGUGCAACAUGAGGUCUGACACAUUGCAGGACCCAGCCUCUGAGUAUUUCAACAAGAAUGUGUUUCCACGAGAUCAGAAUGAAGAGGGUGCAAUAAAAAAUUGUGCGAAAUCAGAAAUGGUAGAAUUGGUUACAGAAAAUGCACAUGCCAGACAUUGCAUAGAAGACAACAUGUAUCAGCCGACUUGUUCUACAUCAUCUCCACAAGAUUUAUCUGCUGAUCAAGUUUAUGGGGAACGGGACUGCAACUUGGGCAUGACCAAUGAUUUAUCCAGUCCUAUGACGGACAGAAAGGUUUGUAAAGUGGUAUGCGAAUUGGAACCGUUUUGUGACCAGAACUUAGCACAACCUGCCCACAGUAACAGAGUAGAUGACCAAGUGACUUGUCCUGUAGAUGUAGGAGACAAAGAAAAUGGUGAACUUGAAGAAAAGUGUCUGAUUACAGAAGUCUGUGGAGAAUAUUCUUCAGAUCUGAGUGAUUCAACAGACGAUUCCUCCAGUGACACGGAUACAUCCAGAUAUUUGGUUGUGAAGAACGUCACUGGUGUGCAAAACGGGUUAGUGGACAUGUUAACUGGAUGUGAACCGAAUUCAUCAGUAAGUAAAAAGGACAUUAAUGAAAUCUCUCAGUCCGCCACUUCUGAGGAAGAAAUGUCACCAAGCAUGGACAGCAUUAAAACUCCAUCCCCUGAAUAUCCCAAUGUUCUAGAUCAAAUGAAUUCAACAGAGUCUGAUACAAAUGAGUUUUCUCCCUCUCCUGUUGGCACUUUACUAAGUAGAUCAAAUUCUGUUGGAAGAUUAAUGAAGGAGCAUAGCAAUUUAGAGAUGAAAUCUGAGGUAUGUGCGCAAGAUAAUAUGACUGAUCAUCACACUCAAACAGUCCAGUCACUGUAUUGUACAACAAACUAUAAUGUUUUAAUGGAAGAUGUCGUUAACAAAGCUUAUUUAAUAAGUAGUCCAGUAGAUGAACACCACACAAAUAUAAUUCCCAGACCUUUACACCAAACAGAACAGUCAACAGAUGUUGUAGACAAUGCUGAAAGUCUUCACUUCUCCUCAAGUGACAUAAAUCCCUUUGUUCAUUCUUGGCAGCAAGAAGGCAGUCCCAAACCUGGAUGGAGGCACUGCACGUUCAACAGUGCCAGUGAUGUAUCCUGUGCUGAAUUCAGAGAACAGGCUGAUAAACUGAUGCGCUGCUCCAGUGUUGACGAAGGGCUUAACAGUCACAAUUCUCCAUUUCAUUCUCAUCUUAGCUCCUAUGCAAAUGCUAAAGCAGUAUCCAGUACUAUAAGUAGUCUUGGAAGGAACGAUUCAAGGCCAGAUAUAACUUCACUGGAUGAUUCUCAGGAACUGCUAUCUGAUGAAUCUGCUGUAAUAUGUACAGGUAAUAGAGCAGAGUUUACAGGAAUCUCUGAGUUAGAGACAAAAUUUGAAGACCACUCACAGUUGGAUGAAAUCAUAUUUUUGUAUACAUCAGAGUCAGAGACUUGUAAUGAACCCGUAAAGCAAGUAUCUGGCGAACAGGGCCCACACAUUAAGCAUAAACAUCGGAAGACCUCUAGGCAUCAGAGAAAGCACACCAAAAUAUGCCCUUCAGAGCAGAUGAGGAACAGGAACAUAUGCCAAAGACCUGCAUCUUGUUCAAGCGUGCAGAGCAUGUCCUUACAUUUGUCACAACUUCUGCAAGAAACAUCAGAAUUGCUAGGAAAUCUCUCAAAACAUCAUCCUGAAAAUGUAAGGACGGAGGACAUCAAGAUGCAAAGAGAUUGUGAAGACCACAUUCUGAAAAGAUCAGUGAGAGACUCCUCCACACAGACAUCUGUGGACAAAGGCAUUCAGACAGAUUCACACAUAGUGAAAAAUGCACAAAAACAUACAAGCGAGCGCAAACAUUUCCUAAGCUCCUCGGGAAUAAAUGUUAUAGUUAAAGUCCUGGGAACAGAUUCGUUGACUCACAUUCCUCAAAAGACAGAACAAAGUAAAGUGACUAAAACUCGACCACAAAGUCUACCAAACCUACAUGAGUUUGAACUUUCCAAACAAUCAGAGCGUGUUGUGUAUCAUUCACCACAAGUUCGAGCAUCCAUCCCAUUGUUAACUGGCUCACAGGACAAGUCAUCUACAGCUUUCCCAUAUUCUUCUUCCAAAAGUUCUUCUGUUUCCACCAAUGUGAAUAAAUGUGCAGAAGAUAUGGUGGUAAAUAGUCCAUCUUUUAGUGAGGUUGACACCGCAAGGUACCACACCAGCUAUUAUGAGAAAACUGCAAUGGUGGAUAGAGCAUCAUCACCAAUUCUAACUGUGAAAGCAAGUAACAAAUUUCACUAUAAACUGGUACGUGAUAAUCAUUUAAAUUAUCAGAAUUUUGCUAAAAUUCUUCGUAACAGAAAGAGAAAAGAACGUGAACUCCGUGAUCUACAACUGAACAGUUCACAAACGGAAACAGACAGUGAAUCAAAUGCAGGCAAUGAAUAUGGAGCUGCACGGAGUAGCUCAUUGAAGGAAACCACCAGAAAAAAAGUUUCAAGUGCAAAAUUCCAGAGAUUUGUGAGUGAAGGUUGCAUUUUACGAGAUGCAGACUCUUCUUUCACUAACCAAUCCAGUAGCAACUCAGAGAUUACAAGUAGUGAAAAAAAGUGUAAUGGUGUAAGUCAUUUUACUGCCAUGCAUGGGAAGAAGGCCUGUCACCCCUGGGAGCACUUGCAGUCUCUUCAAAAUCUCUCUCUAAUGUCCCAGACUGUAACAAGCAGAGAUGAGCAGAUCCUAAGACAAAGUCCAAAAGAAUUUAUUAGUGAUAAGAAUGAUCUUGGCAGUUUUACCAUAACUUCAGGUAACUCGUACAAUAAAAAUCGAAGCUAUUCACCUUCACAGAUUAGUGGCUUUGAUUUGCACUUACAAGAAGAUGGAUUAUCAGUUGUAGAAAGCGAGUGUAAUACCGACAUUCUUCUUGGUCUGGAUCCAGCCUUGAGAACCUGUCAGAAACCACAUGGUUAUGUUUUACAUGAUCUACCCAUGCACAAUAAAUUCAGCAAUUGGUCUGGAGUUCAGUGCGGUUCAACGAAGAAUGGAAUGGUAAGCAGCAGUCCUAAUCUGAAUAUGAGAGGAAGUCCUACUAAGACUGAAGCAUCUCAGGAAGCGCUUGACAGUAGAUCGCAGGAAAUUGAGAGGCUGCAAAAAGAACGGGCAGAGGUUUUAUCUGCGAUACACUUGGAGAUGAAUCCACUACCUCUUACUGUUCAACUUGCAGAAGCCAAACUGAGCUAUGGCAUUGGAGAAACAGAUGCACUUCUGAGAGUGCUCCAGACAGGAAAGAUGGAUCCUCAAGAUACCGUAUCUAUAAAGAAACAGUUGUACGAAAGGCACUUGAAGAUGAUUGAAAAUGUGCGCAAGGAAAGGGAGGAGAGGCUUCAGCGUUUUAGGAGAAGUCGUAGUCUCAGCCCCCAGAAACAGCUGAGUGCGUCUCAGACAUCACUGACAUCCUUGAGGGAGUCUGACUUGCCCAGCCGGCGUAGAGAGUACCUGCAGCAGCUCAGGAGGGAUGUGGUUGAUAAUACCAGGAUUCAGGAACCAAAGAGUCGAGCCCUGCAGUGUCCUUCUGAAAUUGAAGUAAUGCUAAAAGACUACCAGAAGGCUCGGGAAGAGGCUAAAACUGAAAUUGCUAAAGCAAGGGACAAGUUACGAGAGAGGGCCGAAAUGGAGAGGAGAAGGUUACAACAAGGUAGUCUAACGAAGGAUGAUACCAAAAUGAAGACACUUGUAAGCACCAGCACUUUAUUUACCAAUUCCAGUCUCAGCCUGUCCUCAGGACCUACCUCUGGGUAUAACAGUGGAAUGACUGCAACAAUUGGUCAGGGCAGCAAGCUCAGCAGCCAGGAGACAUUGCUAAGAAGUUUGGAUCCAGCUCUGGGCUCUGGAAGAGGUCGCUCGGCGGUGAGGAAUUAUGACCUUUUCACGACUACCAGUAUUUCAGUUCCAGACCCCCAUAGGACAAGCUCAUCCACUGCAGAAUCACUACCUGGAAAAUCUAUCCCCUGCUCUCCGCAGCGCAAUUCUCUCCUCCAGUCUACGGCAGUUGCUUACCAGGAGCUCGCCACUCGGGUUCAGGCCAGUGCUAUGGCAGAGGUAAUGACUGCUUGUUCCUAUGAUGUAAAGAAGCUAUACAAUCACCAGGCAGCAGCUGGAUGGAUAUACCAAAGCACUGAGAAAGAUGUACUGGUGUACUAUAAAGCCUUCUCAUCCCCAACAAAGCAUGGAUUUAUUGGAGCUGGAGUCAUUAAGAGGCCGAUUCAUGAUGUGUGGUGCAUGGUGAAAGACAUUAGUGCUAGGCGAUUGUAUGACCAAUCGAUUCUUACAGCCUGUGUACAUGAGAGAAUGGGCAGUAACAUUCAGUUGGUGCAUGUGAUGACUGACACGUCACUUUGCUAUCUGAAACAACCCAGGGAUUUCUGCUGUUUGGCUGUGGAGUACAAGCAGGAGAAGUGUUACAGCUUGUGCUUCCAAUCUGUUUAUAAUGAAUCUAUGCCACGUCCUAAUAAAGACACUGUACGAGGAGAGCUGCUGCCUAGCGCAUGGAUCCUCCAGCCAGAUACCAUCAAUGGAGAAGCCAUCACAAGAGUCAUUUACAUGGUACAGGUUGACCUUGGAGCACCAGCUAUUCCUUCAAGGCUACUUAGUGUGAUUAGCAAACGUCAGCCUCUAGUGAUUGCAAACCUGGCCAGCUUUCUCUCUAGGUAAUCUGGAGGAAAUGACUAAGGCCCCUUGCAGACGAGCGUGUCCGGAUGCGUUGCGUCUGUGAUGAGAGAAAAUCGUGCGAGUAGGUACACAAUUGCAGUCAGUUUUGACUGCGAUUGUGUUCCGAUGUUCAGUUUUUAU
Molecule: messenger RNA, 11746 nt
Organism: Bufo bufo (common toad)
Lineage: Eukaryota; Metazoa; Chordata; Amphibia; Anura; Bufonidae
Gene: STARD9
Product: StAR related lipid transfer domain containing 9
Exons: 33
Coding region: 101-11608 (3835 amino acids)
Biological process (GO): microtubule-based movement
Molecular function (GO): lipid binding; microtubule binding; ATP binding
Source: RefSeq, a predicted model, not a curated record